Molecule: messenger RNA, 889 nt
Organism: Vespula vulgaris
Lineage: Eukaryota; Metazoa; Arthropoda; Insecta; Hymenoptera; Vespidae
Gene: Chchd3
Product: MICOS complex subunit mic25-a
Exons: 3
Coding region: 204-794 (196 amino acids)
Biological process (GO): inner mitochondrial membrane organization
Cellular component (GO): MICOS complex
Source: RefSeq, a predicted model, not a curated record
UACGACGUGUUACUAAAAAGACUGUGCUCUUAGUUGUAAUAUAAACUUUGUUAUUUAGCAGUCAUUUUCCUUCACACAACGAAAAGAUGGAUUAUUGUGAUGUUUACGUAAUGUUAAUAUGAUAUGUAAUGAAAAAUAUAAAAUCUAUGUAAAACAGAUAUAUACCAGGAAAUAUAUUCAAAAUUCUUAAAGAAUUAUUAAAGAUGGGUUCUGGUCAGAGUACUCGCAAAUUGACUAUAUCCAAUGAAGAAGAAAUAGGAGUGAUCAAAGUAUCUAAUGCAGUUGUAGAACGAUUAGCUCAAGGAUGUAACAAAGUUCCCACUGACACUAUUAAGGAUGUAAGCUCAUUUACUCCAACACAAUCAGCUAAUCCUACAGUUCCUCUAUCAUCAUCACAAACGGGAAAUGUACCGUCUGGAUAUCCAGUAUACUAUUAUCCAGAAUUAACAUUAUCUGCUCUUGAAAUACAGAAUCAGAAAGAACAAGAACUUCAAGUUCAAAAUCAGUAUUGGCAGAGACGCUUGCAAGACAUGGAAAAAAAGCAUUUAUUGAUAGAUCGCAUUUUAGAAGAAGAAUAUAAAAAAACUAUUGAUGAAUUUUCUUCUGGUAAAGUAAUAGGACAAAAAAUGGAAGAUAAUCUCAGCGACGAACAACUAUGUACUGCAGGAAAAGAAAAAAUAAUAAAAUGUUAUCAAGAGAAUCCUAAGGAAAUACUUAACUGUUCAGAUUUAGUAGAAGAAUUUUCUAACUGUGUGGAUCAACGUAGAGUAAAUUUAAUUACAACACGUUGUUAACACAGUAAAUUCUGUUAUUAGUUGUUUAAUAAAUUAUUGUGCUUUUGUAGAAUUUCCUGUUUUAUGAACAAUAAAUUACACUAUUCAUAAAUUCA